Amphibalanus amphitrite is the source of this 1645-nucleotide messenger RNA. RefSeq names its product protein Wnt-6-like. The coding region runs from base 132 to 1175 and encodes 347 amino acids. The record is from RefSeq and is a predicted model, not a curated record. Gene Ontology annotation, cellular component: extracellular region. The transcript has 5 exons. Gene Ontology annotation, biological process: multicellular organism development; canonical Wnt signaling pathway; cell fate commitment. NCBI's taxonomy places the organism in Eukaryota, Metazoa, Arthropoda, Thecostraca, Balanomorpha, Balanidae. Gene Ontology annotation, molecular function: frizzled binding; cytokine activity.
GCGGCGGCGGCGGCGGCGGCGGCGGCAGUGCCGGCCCAGUGGUGCCGCGGGAGGGCGCGGACUGCCUGCGCCACCGGCGGACGGGGCGCGCUGCCCUGCCGAUCCUGCAGCGGCUGCCAUGCGGCGGCAGCAUGAGGCCCAGACUGGUCGUACAGCAGCUCAUCAGACUGUUCAUCAUCGUGGUCUGCCUGACGCUGAUGGUGCCCGCCGACGGUCUCUGGUGGGCGAUUGGUUCGCCGCUGCUGAUGGACCCGAACAAGGUCUGCCGCCGACUGCGCCGUCUCAGAGGUCGGAGGUCGCGAAUCUGCCGCCGGCAGCCGGAGGUCGUCGAAGAGGUUCACAAGGGCGUUGCUAAGGCAACCAAGGAGUGCCAGUUCCAGUUCAAAGAUAGACGCUGGAACUGCAGCACCAAUAGGCGCAGCUUGAAGAAGAUUCUGUUGAAAGAUCUGAAGGAGACGGCGUACGUGAACGCCAUUACUUCUGCCGGCCUGGUGCAUGCCAUCACUGCCGGCUGCUCGAGGGGUCACAUGCCCGACUGCGCCUGUGAGGUGCCGACCACGGUUCGCUCGCCCACCGUGCACCCGGACUGGACCUGGGGAGGCUGCAGCGACAACGUCCACUAUGGCUACCGCAAGGCCCGCCAGUUCAUGGAGGCCCUCUUCAGGCGGCGCGCCGACGUCAAGACGCUCGUCAUGCUGCACAACAACGACGUCGGCAGGCUGGCGGUGCGGCGUCACAUGCGCGUGGUCUGCAAGUGCCACGGCCUGUCCGGCUCGUGCACUCUGCGCACCUGCUGGCGUAAGAUGCCUCUGUUCCGCGACGUGGGCUCCAUGCUUCUGGCCAGCUACGACAAGGCUGCACGUGUCGUGCCGGCCAACGAUGGCAAGAGCCUGCUCUCGGCCAGCGAGGGUCAGCCGGCUCCGGCGCGCAACACCCUCAUCUUCGCCGAGCGCGGUCCCGACUUCUGCCUUCCCAACCGGGCGCAGGGCAGCCUGGGCACGCGCGGCCGACGCUGCAACCGCGCCUCCGGCAACUGCCGCGAGCUGUGCUGCGGCCGCGGCUACAACACGCGCCAGAUGAACGUGACGGAGAACUGUAACUGCCGCUUCCAGUGGUGCUGCGAGGUGCACUGCGACCAGUGCACCGUGCUGGAGACCCUGCACUUUUGCCGGUGAUCCGCUGGGGGCGCUGGUGUAGCGCCGCGCCGCGCUGAGAGCGAGGCUCGGCAGGCCAGACGGCAGUGGUCCGUGGGGCGGAGGGCAGAGGGAGGAGGGGAGGGAGGAGAGAGGAGGGAGGAGAGCGGGCACUGGAUAUCGUCGGUCCCAGAGCGACCUCUCGGUCAGCUCGCGGCGGUGUGUGAUGACCCGUUUGAGCCCGAGCAGGGCGUUGGCUGCCUUCUUCGGCUGAGUGCGACCUUUCGCUGCCGGUCUGUGGCGAGGCUGUGUAUGGCCCGCGUCUGCUGAGACGUGUUAAUUAUAUUGGCAGCAGUGAGCGGUCUGGAGAGUGGCACGUGGGCUCUAAUUUACGUGCACCCGCGGUGCUCUGAAGAUACUGUGAAUCUUGAAUGUGCCUUGAUUGAGUCUCACUAUCAUUGUUAGUGGCAUUUCGUGAGAUGGAAAUAAUUAUGCGAACGAAUAAUUUUAAA